AUGGCUUCCAAAUUCUCAUUUGUUGUCCUAUUUCCCAUUUUAUUAUUAUCUCUCAUGUCAAGCGCAACAUUUGCGCGUGACUUCUCCAUCGUGGGAUAUUCCCCCAAUGACUUGAAUAGCAUCGAUAACAUCAUCAAUCUCUUCGAGACGUGGAUGGAGAAACACAACAAGAUUUACAAGAGCAUUGAAGAGAAAUUGCAUAGAUUUGAGAUUUUUAGAGACAAUUUGAAACACAUUGAUGAGAGGAACAAUAAUGUUAGUAAUUAUUGGCUUGGUUUGAAUGAAUUUGCUGAUUUAAGCCAUGAUGAAUUCAAGAAAAUGUAUUUAGGACUCAAAGUUCAAAAUGAAAAGAGAUCAAAUGAUGAAUUUAUUUAUAGUGAUUUUGUGGAUUUGCCUAAGUCUGUUGAUUGGAGAAAAAAGGGUGCUGUGACUGAUGUCAAGAAUCAAGGCUCAUGUGGUAGUUGUUGGGCGUUUUCAACGGUAGCGGCAGUAGAGGGAAUAAACCAAAUAAAAACAGGGAAUUUGACAUCUUUGUCUGAACAAGAGUUGAUUGAUUGUGACACAAAAUACAAUAGUGGUUGCAAUGGUGGCCUUAUGGAUUAUGCUUUUCAAUUUAUUGUUUCACAAGGUGGUCUUCACAAAGAGGAUGACUAUCCUUAUCUCAUGGAGGAAGGCACUUGUGAUGAAAAAAGAGAUGAAAGUGAAGUGGUGACAAUAGAUGGUUACCAUGAUGUGCCUGCCAAUGAUGAACAAAGUUUGUUGAAAGCUCUUGCUAACCAACCUUUGAGUGUUGCCAUUGAGGCUUCUAGUAGAGAUUUCCAAUUCUACAAAGGGGGUGUGUUUGAUGGACAUUGUGGAACAGCAUUGGAUCAUGGAGUGGCAGCAGUUGGAUAUGGAUCCACAAAAGGGUUGGAUUACAUCAUUGUCAAGAACUCUUGGGGGACAAAAUGGGGAGAAAAAGGUUUUAUUAGGAUGAAGAGAAAUAUAGGCAAAGCUGAAGGCCUUUGUGGAAUCUACAAAAUGGCUUCUUUCCCUACCAAAAAUAAGUGA
Solanum verrucosum is the source of this 1050-nucleotide messenger RNA. Its product is annotated as cysteine protease XCP1-like. NCBI's taxonomy places the organism in Eukaryota, Viridiplantae, Streptophyta, Magnoliopsida, Solanales, Solanaceae. The record is from RefSeq and is a predicted model, not a curated record. Gene Ontology annotation, cellular component: lysosome. Gene Ontology annotation, molecular function: cysteine-type endopeptidase activity. Bases 1 to 1050 code for a protein of 349 amino acids. The transcript is spliced from 4 exons.